UGGAACCACUGGAGAGCCCAACAUGAGUCCUCAUGAUCCGGUCCGAGAGAUAACCCCUAAAGUCCACUUGAGCCCAAAAGACAUGCUGCUGUCAAACGUGAGCCACUUGGUGCGUGUGUCCAUGGAGAAUCCGAACUUUACGCACGGUUCCACCUCCAGGAAUGAGACCCUAAUGGUUCAUCGCUGGAAAGAAACGAUGUCUUUACCGAUAUUAAUGUUCGCCGGGGGAGCCAUUGGGAAUAUAAUAGCCAUCAUCGUUCUCUCGGUGUCGAGACAGGAGAGGAAAAGUUCUGCUUUCUACACUCUGGUGUGCGGACUGGCUGUGACAGACCUGCUGGGCACAUGUCUCGCAAGUCCGAUCACCAUCGCAAACUACAUGGACGGCAAGCUGCUCCAAAGCGGGAAACUCUGUGACUUCCACGCCUUUUUGUUGCUCUUUUUCGGCUUGACCGGCCUGAGCAUCAUUUGCGCCAUGGCGGCGGAGAGGUACAUGGCCAUAUGCUGCCCUUACUUGUACCAGCGGUGGGGGGUGGACCGACGCUUUGCGCGAAUCUUCCUGGUGUUCAUGUACGGCACCAAUGUCCUCUUCUGCUGCAUCCCAAUGAUGGGCGCGGUGAGGAGCAAGCUGCAGCCCUCCAAAACCUGGUGCUUCAUCGACCUGAACACACCCGAGCCGGUGGCCGCCGUGUACUCGGUGCUGUACGGCGUGGUGAGCGUCGUGCUCAUCGUGGGAACCACCGCGCUCAACGUGGCCGUGUGCGGCGCGCUUCUGCUUAUGCGGCGGCGCAGCGUGCGAAGGAUGGGUAGCGGCAGGAGCAGCGUCCGGGACAGGUGGAGGGACCUGUCCUCCGCCGCGGAGACACAGAUCAUGACGGUGCUGGUGAUGACUUCCGUCGUGGUUCUGGCCUGUUCGGCUCCACUAGUGGUCAGAGUGUUUGCCAACCGCCUCAUGCUGAAAGAUGACCCCACAGCCGACCGGGCGGCCAUCCGGAUUGCAUCCGUGAACCCCAUCCUUGACCCUUGGAUCUACAUCCUCCUCCGGAGGUCGCUGUUUCGCCGAAUACUAUCGCUAUCCAGGCGAUGUAGAACUCGCAGUAGCAGCAGCCUGACAAAACGAGGGCGUCUGUUUUACCCUGAACACACCAAGGAGGGCAGCCAUGUGUUCAGCCAGUUGAUGCACAGCAGCGUCAUGAAGACGCUCCCUGAUGCCAACACUUUGUCACAGUACCACGCAGAUGCACUUUGUCACUCUUAAAUACGCUGAAGACCGAUAACAAGGAGUGUUGGCGGGUGCUUUGCUCGAAUAGGAACCCAGACCUCUGAUGCUGUAGACGUCGUGACAAUAUUUGUGGGCUUGCAGCUGGAAAGGGUUUUCAUUGACCAUCUCAGCUGGACGAGAGAGGCACCCUGGACUGAGCACCUGUCAAUCACAGGAAAGACACUUAACGACAGACGAGCAUGCACACAAGGGCAGUCGUCACUACAUGUGCAUAAAGUACGCUUGGGGUCUAAUGGAAGAAGCUACAGUACACGAAGAAAGCACGUAAGCACAGGGAGAACUUUCACAGUCUCCAACCCUAGUCUUGACCCCUAGCACAGUCUCUAUUAUAUAGGUUGGAUGUUAGAGGGCUCAUCAUUGGUUCACCUUGAUGUAAUGGAGAUGACCAGUGUCCAGAUAAACGGGAGGGUUGGCACCCAGUUUAAAAACUUCACCAAAUCAAACAUUGUCCUUCAAAGUCAAUGCACUCAGGAUUUUCCAGCAGACGACGCUUUGACAAGACAUUAUGAUUUAGGUACAAAGGAAAACUGAACUUAAAAUGUGUUGAAUAACUGUGAGAGGCAUUUCAGUGGGUUUUGAGUAUCAAAAAUAGCUAUUUUCAGGGUUUUUUUGAGUGCAUCCAAUAUUUGUCUUGGAAUGUAACUCAUGGCAGGGAUCUACUAUGCUGGAUAUUCAAUUGCUUAGCGUAUCUCGACACACAUUACGGAUUAAAUGUGAUGAACGUUUCAUAUACAGUAAUGUUGAUUGUGACCAAUAUGAUCACAAUAAUAUUCAAAUUUGAUUAAAAAAUAUGCCCCUGUGCAAAAAGUUUACACACCCCUGCCACUGACAUAACUUUCAACAUUUGCGUUUGAAAAUAAGACAUUUCCCGGAAAAUAAGGGAAAUUCCCCUCGACGCAAUACAAAUUUGCAGUCACCAUUGUCACCUGCAGUAACUGAGAGGAUUUAAAAAUUUGUGAAAUUUAUGGGAAAUUAUUUAAACAGGAGGGUGGCCAGAAAAGAAGGGGGGAAUGCGCGACUUUCCUGGAGAAACUGAGAGGAUUGACAGGUAUGGCCAUAGAUCAGGGGUGUCCAAAGUGUGGCCCGGGGGUCAUUUGUUGCCGGUUUUUAUUGGCCUACGGCACAUUCUAAAAAUAUAAUUUAAUAAGAAACUUUAAAAAACAAAAAUAGCAGCAAAAAUCGAAAAAUGUGCAGGAAUUUUUGUAAAAUUUGUAAUUUUACAAAAAUGCUAGGGGGAAAAAAUGUAGUAAUAUAAAGCUGAAAUAUUAAAGAGGAAAAAAUGUAAUUUUUUAAAAACUUGUAAUAUGAGAAACAAAACAACAAAAAACGUUUUUUGUUUUAAUUUAUGGAAAAUUAGGUUGCGGAUAAAGUUAUGUUAUGAAAAUAAAGUAAAAAUAUUGUGGGAAUAAAGUCAGAAAUACAAGAAGGAAAUUUAGAAGACGAAAGUUGGAAUAGUUGGGAAAAAAAAAAGCCUGGAAGGAAAAAAGUCACAAUUUUACGAGAAUAAACUCCUAAUAUUAUGAAGAAUAAGAAUGUAAUUUUAGUAGCAGACAGUUGAAAUAUAUAUAUAUAUAUAU
This is a messenger RNA of Dunckerocampus dactyliophorus (ringed pipefish), 2856 nucleotides long. RefSeq names its product prostaglandin E2 receptor EP4 subtype-like. Gene Ontology annotation, molecular function: prostaglandin E receptor activity. Bases 23 to 1255 code for a protein of 410 amino acids. Lineage: Eukaryota; Metazoa; Chordata; Actinopteri; Syngnathiformes; Syngnathidae. Gene Ontology annotation, cellular component: plasma membrane. Gene Ontology annotation, biological process: positive regulation of cytosolic calcium ion concentration; cellular response to prostaglandin E stimulus; negative regulation of inflammatory response. The transcript is spliced from 2 exons. The record is from RefSeq and is a predicted model, not a curated record.